GAGCAAAAUCUACCAGAUCAUCUCGUUUUGUUAUCUUUUCGCUUUGUUACAGCCUGGCGGCCAAGUUACCACCUUAACGCUUUUGAGCAACUGUGCUGGUCUUAGAACUAAACCUAUUUCGAUGCUCGCUAUCGCUCCGAAAGAGGUUAGGGUUUGGUCUUCUUAGGGCUGAGAUCGACUAGAGACUACCCUGCACGAUUUUAGCGGGAAGAGCGUGGGAUAGUUUCCCUCGCCCUCUUAAAGCAACGUCUCUCCUAGAUAUCGAGAACAUAAUUCAUCAAGAAAUCGAUAUUGCCAAUAGUCUAAGGUCACUAUGUCAUCUCAAGUUGAAGAGCUCAUACCUCUCUCCCUAGGAAAGGGAAGUACUAUGCGAACCUUUAUCGAUCAUUCCAAACCGGACGACAGUCCAGACCACAACUGGGUGGAAGUGACAUACGACGGCAAAGACGACUCCGAGGUCUUCGAUGUUCCAAGACAUUGGCACAGGGAGCAUGACGAAAUUAUGGAAGUGUUAGAAGGACGAAUGAUCUUCAACCUCGAUGACAAAGAAAUGGUCAUUUCGGCUGGCGAUCCACCGCUUCUCAUUACUCGAGGACGCAUACAUGGCGGUCGUGGCAUCAAAGGAGAGCGCGUUCGCCUCACAGAACGUACCCGACCCUCCGGGACCUUCAAAGCUCAGUUCUUCCAAGACUUGCUCCAGAACGAACGGUUUCCAGGUUUCUUGUUGGCCACACGCGUCUUCUAUGACGGCGACAUGUUCCUCGCUCUUCCUGGAGGAUUCAAAACUUUGGAUUAUUUGUUCAUAACUAUUGUGGGGUUCAUUGCUAAGGCUUUCGUCCCCGCGAAGCCAGCUACCUUGAAGCGGAUGAAAUGAAUAUGGCGAUAAAGGAGUUUACUGCAGCGGAUUUUGAUGUUUAUCAAGACCAAUUCUCCGUAUAUUGCUAGGGAAGUGAAAGAAAAAGAAUUAUCCCAAGACUCUGAAUAUGAUAACAUACAUUGACACCUGAUGAAACUCCGCUGGGGGCCAGUUCCUCCGCCACUUCUCCCUCAUUGGUCCCAACUUACUGGACUACCAUUCCGCCAGGAAGUGAAGGGAGCCCUGGAUUGCAUGUCAGAUAUAACAUCACAACACAGAGAGAGCAUACAUACAUGUAUCUGUCCCAGUGUUUUCCUUGGCUUGCUGAGCCUUCGUGCAUGCAACAGUGUUCUCCCAUGACUGCAAUUUCAGAACAGGACAGGUCUCGCUGAAGCAAUUUGUUCCAAGAGCAUCCAUAGCACGCUGAAGAGCAC
Mollisia scopiformis is the source of this 1290-nucleotide messenger RNA. RefSeq lists its product as uncharacterized. The transcript is spliced from 6 exons. Lineage: Eukaryota; Fungi; Ascomycota; Leotiomycetes; Helotiales; Mollisiaceae. The coding region runs from base 314 to 874 and encodes 186 amino acids. The record is from RefSeq and is a predicted model, not a curated record.